This is a messenger RNA of Nymphalis io (European peacock), 3379 nucleotides long. It is a transcript of the gene Rel, whose product is annotated as nuclear factor NF-kappa-B p110 subunit. The transcript is spliced from 22 exons. Gene Ontology annotation, molecular function: DNA-binding transcription factor activity; DNA binding; protein binding. Gene Ontology annotation, cellular component: cytoplasm. The record is from RefSeq and is a predicted model, not a curated record. Gene Ontology annotation, biological process: response to cytokine; regulation of DNA-templated transcription; innate immune response. Bases 213 to 3008 code for a protein of 931 amino acids. Lineage: Eukaryota; Metazoa; Arthropoda; Insecta; Lepidoptera; Nymphalidae.
AUUAUCAUGUUGUGUUGAUAUCGGACUAUUAGCCAUUGUGUUGUAAUUGAAACUUAAUCAAUUUAAAUUUAGUUAUUUUUUAAGUAAUUAUUUGUAAACAAACGUAUAUAAUUAAUGUAAUAAAUAAAUGUGAUUUUCAAGAUUAGUGCAUUUAAAUUUCGUCACACUGUAGAUUGUGUUUAUCCUCAAGUUGUCGUACAAGUUUCUGCAAAAUGUCUACAAGUGAAGCCGAUACUAUGAGUGAUUCAAAUUUAGAUUCUCCAUUUUCUCAAACAGAAUCGCCUUAUAGUUCCCCGUCGCAACAAGUACCCCAACUGGCCAAUAACAUUUCGGAGUUAUCAUGUACAGACAAAUUAUACACGCACAAUAGCAAGUGUCCUGAACUGCGCAUUGUGGAGCAACCACAGAACCACUUCAGAUUUAGAUACAAAAGUGAAAUGAUUGGUACACAUGGCUGUCUCCUUGGCAAAUCAUCAAAUAAGUUAAAAACUCACCCAACUGUCGAGUUACGAAAUUUUACUGGGAAAGCUCUUUUAAGAUGUCGAUUGGCUCGGCAUGACAAACCAGAAGAACAUCCACAUAAACUGCUGGAAGAUGACCAGGAUCGGGACGUAAGCAGUAUUCUUCCAGAACAUGGAAGUUACAGAGUCGCGUUCAGUGGUAUGGGUAUAAUUCAUACUGCUAAGAAAGAUGUACCAGCGAUGUUGUAUAAAAAAUAUGCGACAGAAUCUGCGCCAGAUACGCCAUAUAAUGAAAACAAGCUCCGCGUACGGUGUGAGAAUGAAGCAAAGAAUAUCAACUUAAAUAUCGUCCGGCUCAAAUUCAGCGCUCAUGAUUUGUUGACUGAUAAAGAAAUUUGUCCGCCGGUGUUUUCAGAACCCAUUCAUAACAUGAAGAGCGCAGCCACGAAUGAUCUGAAAAUAUGUCGCAUCAGUCGCUAUUGCGGCCGACCAAAGGGCGGAGAUGAUGUUUUCAUAUUCGUGGAGAAAGUUAACAAAAAAAACAUUAAGAUCAGAUUUUUCGAAUUGGACGAAAACGGCGAUCGCGUGUGGACCGCCGACGCGUCGUUCCCGCAGAGCGACGUGCAUCACCAGUACGGCAUCGUGUUCAAAACCCCGGCUUACUCGGAUCCGAAAAUAACAUCAGACGUGAAAGUCCUCGUCGAGUUGGUUAGACCGAGCGACGGGAGAACGAGUGAGCCCAGAGAGUUCACAUACAAAGCGGAAUCGAUAUACUGCCAAACAAAGAAGAGAAAGGCUAACUCUUCCUAUUCUUCCUUUGAUAGUAUGACAGGUUCCAUUAAAAGUUUCAAUGAACUACCCAUUACUAUAGAUUAUAUAAAUCAAAGCGACAACUUGGUUACGCAAGACGAGAUCAUGAACGAAACUCCCGCCUUCACUAUCAAAGUGCCGGCGGGCGCGCACGCGGGCGCCAGCUCGUCGGAGCUGAUGGCGGACGCCAUCUGGAGCCACAGCGUGAGCGCGGGCGCCGACCCGGCCGGCUCAGCCUUCGCGCCGCUGCUGGGCGCGCCCGCCGUGGCCGGCCCGCCCGUGCUCAGCCUGCACUCGUCGGAGAUGGAGCGCAUCCUCGAGCCCGCGCCCGACGAGCGCCGCCGCUUCCUCGACGCCGACCUCGCCGAAUAUUUCCAGUAUUACGAUGGUACCGACAUAAGCGGGCUAAGUACAAUGGACUUCAUUAAGUCGGGAAUGCUGGUCGCUGAUUCAGGAAGAAUCACAAACAUUAAGACAGAGGAAAAUAAUGUCGGUACCGUCAAAGAGGAAAAUUCUAAAAAUAUUAAAAAGAAAACCAAUAUUGAAUAUUCAGCAUUUUACAAAGCAGAAGAUGGAGUUGAAGUUAAAAAACUCGUCAAAGAAUUAUGCGAGAUGAUCAGAAAUAAAACGGGCCACAAGAAACAAAUGGUUAGAAAUAAACUGGAGCGACUCUUUGAAAUGCGAUUGAGUAAUGGAGAUACGUUCUUACAUAUGACACUAUGCAGCAAUCAGCCUAGUCUAGAAUAUAUCGUAAAACUCAUACAUAGUAUGAAAAUGACGAAACUGUUGAAUUUGAAAAACGAUCAGAUGCAAACCAUCCUUCAUCUCGCUGUCAUAAACGAUCUACCAAGAUUGGUUACAUUCCUCGUGUCAAAAGGCUGCAAUCCAAUGGAGGAAGAUGGCGAUGGGAACAAUGCCAUCCACUAUGCUGUUAUAUAUCAAUCAUGUAUUGAACCUCUUUUGGACGCUAUCAAAACCUACUCCGUCCCCUGUGAUAUAAACGCCUAUAACAACGAGAAGCAGACGGCGCUGCACCUGGCGACCAUCUACCGCUGCGCGGACAGCGUGCGCGCGCUGCGGCGGCGCGGCGCCAGCGCGCUCGCGCGCGACGCGGCCGGGCGCGCGCCGCUGCACCUCGCGGCCGCCGCCGCCUGGCGCCGCGGCGCGCGCGACCUGCUGCAGCCGCUCGGCCCGCGCCACGCCCUCCCCGCCGACCGCAGUUACGUUGACAUGGUAGAUGGAAACGGCUACACGCCUCUUCAAAUUAUAUGUGAUGGAGAAAUGAAAGAAAAUACGCUUGAAAUAGCAAAGCAUCUUUUGGAAAACAAAGCGGAUCCGACGAAACACGAAGAGUACAACCAACCAGCGUGGAAACUAGCUCGCGAUAAACCAGCGUUGCUACAACUACUACAGGCUUACAUGGACCCACGAAUCGUUAUUGAGGACGAUAUCAAAUCGGAGCCUGAGGACGAGUUUGAGUCAGCGGACGAAGACGAGGCCGAGCCGGCGCUGGCGGAGUUGCCGCAGUUCGUGGACGAGCUGGCGGCGGCGCUGGAGCGCGACGCGGCGUGGCGCGAGCUGGCGCGCAGACUGGCGCGGGACGCGCUCUCGGCGCGACACCUGCUGCUGCAACUCAAGGAUAGUGAUAUUAUCACUACCAAAUCUUUAGCUCAUCUACUAGAGGACAUGGGCGAAGUUGAAGCAGCCUCCAUAGUAAAAAGAUAUGUAUAUUAUUGAAAUUGAAUUGCUAAUUGGACAAAUGAUAUUUAUAACUCCAUAGUUUGAAGUUAAUUUAUGUAUAAUAAUUCAUUUAAUUAAAUCUAUGACACUAAUAGUUAUUACAUAAUUAUUACUGACUUUAAAACAUUUUUCUCUUGUGAUUUAAAUUUUAAGAAGUGUUUUUUUAUCAAUAAGUUGAUGUUUAGAAAAAAGAAACACUUUUGUAUUGUUUAAUACCACAUGUAAAAAAUUUAUGUUAUUAAAUGUUACUAUAUUUUGUAAAUACAAUGUAGUCCAUAUAUUGGAUUGCCAUUAAUUUUAUCAUAUUAAUAUUUUUUUUAGGAAAUUCGGUAUAGAAUAAGGUAAUGUAGUUUUCAAAAUGGAUUUAU